AUGGAAAGUUCCCAGCCACGCAGCUCCGAAAGCAUGUCCAAGGACUUGUCAGAACUCUUGAAGGAAGCCACCAAGGAGGUGCACGAGCAGGCGGAGAACACACCAUUCAUGAAGAAUUUCCAGAGGGGGCAGGUGUCACUCCACGAGUUUAAGCUGGUUACAGCAUCCUUGUACUUCAUCUACUCUGCUCUGGAGGAAGAGAUUGAACGUAACAAGGACAACCCAGUUUAUGCCCCUGUGUAUUUUCCGGCGGAGCUGCACCGGAAAGCUGCCCUGGAGAAAGACUUGGAGUACUUCUAUGGCAGCAACUGGAGGCAAGAGAUCCCAUGCCCCGAGGCUACUCAGAAAUAUGUUGAGAGGCUCCAUUACAUAGGCAAGAAUCACCCAGAGCUCCUGGUGGCCCAUGCCUACACUCGGUAUUUGGGAGACCUGUCUGGGGGACAGGUGCUGAAGAAAAUUGCCCAGAAGGCCCUCCAGCUGCCCAGCACUGGAGAAGGGUUGGCUUUCUUCACCUUCGAUGGAGUCUCCAAUGCCACCAAGUUCAAGCAGCUCUAUCGCUCCCGUAUGAAUGCCCUCGAGAUGGAUCCUGCCACUAAGAAAAGAGUCUUGGAGGAGGCCAAGAAAGCAUUCCUGUUAAAUAUACAGGUGUUUGAGGCACUACAAGAACUGGUGUCUAAGGGCCAGGAGAACGGUCACCCUGUGCAGCCAAAGGCAGAGCUUCGCACAAGGAGCGUUAACAAAUCGUGUGAACACGGUCCAGUGCUUAGGAAAGAAAGUGAGAAGACAAACAGGAGACAAACAGGCAUGAUGCCCACCACUCCACUGGUGCGAUGGAUUCUGGCGCUCAGCUUCCUAGCAGUGACAGUUGCUGUGGGCUUAUUUGCCAUGUGAAAGAGCAGGACCUUCAUGUUCUCUUCAUGCCUUCCCUUAUCCUGAACUAAUUCACCUUCUCCAGUCCUUGGGAGAGCUAUUCUCUCUGACUGGGUACUGUGAUCUUGGCUCUGCCACUAAUACUAGGAGACCUUUCUCCCUGGAAAUCAGAGUGCUGUAAGGGGGGGGGUCAGGAAAAGUCUCCCCCACGCUUGGUGUGAGCUCCACUCAGAGACUAACUUUAUCACCAAAAAAACUAAGGGCUAAAAGGCUAAAAACAACGGCCAAGAACUGUUGCUGCUUUACAGAGUACCUGCAAAAUUCCUACAGGAUCAGAAAUGUAGCUUUGAGAUCUGUCUGUCCUCAGAAAUACAAAGUUCCCUGGAGCUCUGUUUGCUCAGUUUUUUUAUACUGCUAGAUAAUACUGUGAUCACUUUUUCUGUGGAGCCACAUGGCUCCUGCAGGUUAUAGACUGUUUUAUAUGACACUAGUAGGUCUU
Molecule: messenger RNA, 1369 nt
Organism: Indicator indicator
Lineage: Eukaryota; Metazoa; Chordata; Aves; Piciformes; Indicatoridae
Gene: HMOX1
Product: heme oxygenase 1
Exons: 5
Coding region: 1-891 (296 amino acids)
Biological process (GO): heme catabolic process; heme oxidation; response to oxidative stress
Molecular function (GO): heme binding; heme oxygenase (decyclizing) activity
Source: RefSeq, a predicted model, not a curated record